Daphnia pulex (common water flea) is the source of this 1184-nucleotide messenger RNA. RefSeq names its product sulfotransferase 1C3-like. Bases 55 to 1074 code for a protein of 339 amino acids. NCBI's taxonomy places the organism in Eukaryota, Metazoa, Arthropoda, Branchiopoda, Diplostraca, Daphniidae. The transcript has 7 exons. Gene Ontology annotation, biological process: sulfation. The record is from RefSeq and is a predicted model, not a curated record. Gene Ontology annotation, molecular function: sulfotransferase activity. Gene Ontology annotation, cellular component: cytoplasm.
AAGCCCAGCAUAACUUUGUGAACCAACCAGCCACAACUACACAGCCGAAACAAGAUGUCGAACAAGAUUCAAAAUCAGGAGAUGCGCGAACUUCCAGUCAAGUUCAGCGUCAUUCCGGAGACCCUCCAGAGUCCGUUCAAGGAACUCUUUCCGGCCUACACCGAAGGUUUGGUCAAGGGCGAGCCGGGCAACUUUGUCUAUCAUCCGCUUUACGGUGCCAAUGCCGACAAGUUUUACAAUUUUCCCAUCCGCAAAGACGACGUCUGGAUCCGCACCUUUCCUCGAUCAGGAACUACGUGGACUUCCGAAUUGGCUUGGCUGAUUAUGAACGACUGCAACUUUGAUGUGGCCAAUAAAAUUCCUUUGACUGUCCGAUCGCCCAACAUCGACACAUGCUAUGCCACCAAUUGGGAAGCGAAAGCGACAGCUGAACUCAAAGAUUCUCUACCAACUUUGGAAAAAAUGGGCGAUUUACCUUCGCCACGAGUUCUGAAAAGUCACUUGCCCGCUUAUCUACUGCCACCAGACUUGCUAGAAACUUGCAAGGUCAUUUACGUCGCCCGAAACCCAAAAGACGCCAUCGUUUCCUUCUACUACUUCCACCAAAUGGUCAAAUUCUUCCAGUUUAACGGAAAUCUCGAGCAAUUCGCCGAAUACUUUAUUCAGAACAAACUUGUCUGGACUCCUUAUUUCCCCACCGUCCUAGACGCCUGGGCUAUCAAGGAUCACCCCAACAUGCUCUUCCUCUUUUACGAAGACAUGAAAAAGGACAUCAGGAAGGAAAUCAAGAAAAUCGCCGCAUUCCUGGGCAAAACUUUGACGCCAGAGCAGAUUGAAAAGUUGGUCGAUCACGUCAAAGUGGACAACUUUUCCAAAAACGCAUCAGUCAACAUGACGAUGGAGAUCAAGUCCGGAUUCACCAACGAAGGACACUCGUUUGUUCGCAAAGGCCAAACUGGCGACUGGAAGAACCACUUUAGUCCUGAACUAAACAAACGCAUCGACGAAUGGAUCGAGACAAAUUUGGCGGGAAGCGAUUUGAAAUUUGUCACCGAACUCGACCACCAAGAAUAAAAUUUUAUUUAAAAUUAUCGAACCAUCGCAUCCAGAAUUAUAAAAUUCAAAUAAAUAAGGACAACUUUCAUUUGCUGUAUACUGAUUUAUCAUAGAAAAUUUGAACGAAA